GGGAGGUGUCAUGGCCGCCCUCGGCGCGAGGACCCCUCGAGGAGGCGCCAUUUUAGAGACUUUUCGCCGAAUUCGCCUCCGCCGCUUCGAUUCUCCGCCGCCAUGAGCGUCGUGGACCAUGUGCGGGAGAUGGCGGCCGCCGGGCUCCACUCCAACGUGCGGCUGCUCAGCGGCCUCCUGCUCACCAUGAGCGGCAACAACCCGGAGCUGUUCUCCCCCUCGCAGAAGUACCAGCUGCUGGUCCACCACGCGGACUCCCUCUUCCACGACAAAGAGUACCGCAACGCCGUCAGCAAGUACACCAUGGCUCUCCAGCAGAAGAAGGCCCUGAGCAAGACCUCCAAAGUCCGACCCUCCACCGGAAGCACAGCCUCCGCUCCCCAGAGCCAGUGUCUGCCUUCUGAAAUAGAAGUGAAAUACAAAAUGGCUGAGUGCUACACCAUGUUGAAGCAAGACAAAGACGCCAUCGCUGUCCUUGAUGGCAUCCCUUCCAGGCAGAGAACCGCCAAGAUUAACAUGAUGCUGGCCAGCCUGUACAAGAAGACAGGCCAAGAACGUUCCUCAGUGACCAGUUACAAGGAGGUUUUGAGGCAGUGCCCGCUGGCUCUGGAUGCCAUUCUAGGCUUGCUGUCACUCUCGGUGAAGGGCGCGGAGGUGGCUUCCUUGACCAUGAAUGUCAUUCAGAGCAUCCCGAAUCUGGAUUGGCUUUCGGUGUGGAUCAAAGCGUACGCAUUUGUGCACACGGGCGACAACACCAGAGCCAUCAACACCAUCUGCUCGCUGGAGAAAAAGUCACUCUUGAGGGAUAACGUGGAUAUAUUGGGCAGUUUAGCAGACCUGUAUUUCAGAGCCGGGGACAACAAGAACGCCAUCCUAAAAUUUGAACAGGCGCAAAUGUUGGAUCCGUAUUUGAUAAAAGGAAUGGACGUCUACGGUUAUUUACUGGCUCGGGAGGGUCGCCUUGAGGAUGUGGAAAACCUCGGAUGCCGGCUGUUCAACAUCUCUGACCAGCACGCCGAGCCUUGGGUUGUCUCAGGCUGCCACAGCUUCUACAGCAAGCGCUACUCGCGGGCCUUGUACCUGGGGGCCAAAGCCAUCCAGCUCAACAGUAACAGCGUCCAGGCCCUGCUGUUGAAAGGGGCCGCUCUACGGAACAUGGGCAGAGUGCAGGAGGCCAUCAUCCACUUCCGCGAAGCAAUCCGGCUGGCCCCGUGCAGGCUGGAUUGUUACGAAGGUCUCAUCGAGUGCUACCUGGCCUCCAACGGCCUCCGUGAGGCCACCGUGAUGGCCAACAAUGUCUACAAGACCCUGGGAGCCAACGCUCAGACGUUGACGCUUCUGGCCACCGUUUGCCUGGAGGAUCCCGUGGCCCAGGAGAAGGCCAAGACCUUGCUGGACAAGGCCCUGAUGCAGCGCCCCGACUACAUCAAAGCUGUGGUCAAGAAGGCGGAGCUUCUCAGCCGAGAACAGAAGUACGAUGACGGGAUCGCUCUGCUCCGCAACGCCUUGGCUAACCAGAGCGACUGCAUCCUCCAUCGGAUGUUGGGAGACUUCCUGGUGGCGGUCAACGAAUAUCAGGAAGCCAUGGACCAGUACAGUAUCGCCUUAAGGUAGCCUUUCCAAACCCCGGUGGCUUCUGCCUUCGUUCCCCUCCUUCUCUGCUCUCUCUCUUAACGCUGCUCUGCGUCCCGUUUUCUCACGGUCACCCGUGCCGAAAGGCCUCGGCCUAUUAAGAGAGAUUCCUGGUGCCUUGCUUGUUCUCAGUAGUAGUAGUAGCAGCAAGGUGAAGUUAGUCCUUGGCUUACUAUCACUAUUUGAAGAAGUUCAUGCUUCGAAGCCUGCUUUUUCAGUAGUUCCUCUGGG
Molecule: messenger RNA, 1863 nt
Organism: Pseudonaja textilis
Lineage: Eukaryota; Metazoa; Chordata; Lepidosauria; Squamata; Elapidae
Source: RefSeq, a predicted model, not a curated record